AUGAAUCUCCCUGAUGAAAUAUUUACCAACGCCAACCACGACCUCGAUCAAGCUCUUGCAGAGGUAAUGGACCUCACCAACGACGGGAUCGACAACAAGAAGCUCGUUACUUGCAUUAAAGAUCUGGUGGAGCUCAGGAUCGACCAUUUGCAUUCAAUCCAAGGCAAGAAAGCGAAUACUGCACAAGAAGAACUCAAGUUUUUGACACGAGAAAAAUGGAUAUGGACACUGUUGGAGCUUUUGAUACGACUACGCGCAUCCAGGACAUCACCCCUAUAUCAAUAUGCGCAAAUGACAACCUACAUUGAACAAUUGAUUGCACACCAUGGCGUAUCGAGCGAGAUGGAUAUGCAUGACGAUAUCGAGGAUGAGAUUGAGGAAUUGGUGCGCUCCAAUCGAUUUUUGAGUGGAUUUAUUGGUUCAAGGAAACGAAGGCAUUCUCAAACACUGGAUGAGCCCGAGACCACCUAUCAACGAUUGUUCCGCGCCUUCAGAUGUGGAGACAUGCAAAAGGCGUGUGAUAUCAACCAGCAACUUGAGCCACAAACAUGGCGUACCGAGCUGAUUAUGCGCUAUAUCGAACAACGAAAAAAAGCCCUUGAAGGGAAACAUGUGGAAUGGUUGGAUGAACAACGCAAAACCUGGAGCCGAUUAUAUGACCAAAAGCAAUCAGAGGAUAAGCUUGGCCAAUAUGAAACUGCAAUCCUUGGUGCAUUAUGCGGACGCACGGAAAGGGUAUUGCCCAUAUGCCGUGGUUGGGAGGAUGUUAUUUGGGCGUUCUACAAUUGUCGGAUACAUCAAGCUGAAGAAGCACAAGCAUCUACAAACGAGAUGAAUGGUACUGCACCCAAUCUACUGCUGGUGGAAAAAGCGUACAGUGAUAUUGCCAACAAAAAGAAGGAGAGCUUGCAGGAUGGAUAUCUUCAGCUGUUUGCGACAUUGACUCUUUCGAUAUUACAUGGCAAGAUGCAAGAAGGCAUAUCCUAUUGCUGUUCAUUACUUUUGGAUCCUAAAAUGCCAUCCAACCUGCGGAUAAGGCCUGGAUCAUGGAUGUGGCCGUAUGCAUUACGUCUACUAUCAGCGCUGAUACUUUAUUCCCGGAUAUUUCACAACCAGCCUAGUGAUUCAAUGACUAACGAGAUCCUCGGCCAUUACGCAAAGCACAAUGUAACGAAGCCGAAUUUCAGACCCAAAGUGCUUGCAUUAUAUGCAUCUUUUACUCCGCAAUCAGUACAAGUGCCCGUGGUGUCUGAUUUCCUUGCAGCGAACUUUUGGGACAAUGAGGAGAGGAUGCUGUUAUUCGACAUGGGCAAGCAGUAUGGGCUAGACAUGGUCUCUAUCUUACGGCAAACAUGGAAAAGGACACUCGAUGAUUUUAUGGAUGAGCGGUCUAGCAUUCAUAAACCACCAAGAGGCAUCUGGCUGCAUGACGAUGAGGACGACAGUGACCCUGACGACGAUGAUCCACAUGGCCAUUCGAUUCAACAACUACCUUAUGGCGUGAAACGAUGUUUGAUGCAAUUUGCAUGGCUGCUUAUGGAUGAUCAUCUUUAUUUCGACGCUAUUACAGCAGCCAACAAGCUCGGGAACCACUUUCUUGAUACCAAGCAACAUAAAGCUGCGGCUAAACUCAUCUCAAGUAUACCAGGGUCCGUUAUUGACAUGGCUAUCCUUCAAGCAGAUUGUAAUGUCGAUCUCCCCGCGCCGAUUCGUGAAUUCGAGAAACUUUGCACUAGGAUAGGCAAACCUUGA
Lichtheimia ornata is the source of this 1752-nucleotide messenger RNA. RefSeq lists its product as uncharacterized. Gene Ontology annotation, cellular component: nuclear pore; nuclear pore outer ring. Gene Ontology annotation, molecular function: structural constituent of nuclear pore. The coding region runs from base 1 to 1752 and encodes 583 amino acids. Lineage: Eukaryota; Fungi; Mucoromycota; Mucoromycetes; Mucorales; Lichtheimiaceae. The record is from RefSeq and is a predicted model, not a curated record. Gene Ontology annotation, biological process: post-transcriptional tethering of RNA polymerase II gene DNA at nuclear periphery; regulation of DNA-templated transcription; mRNA export from nucleus. The transcript is spliced from 13 exons.